This is a messenger RNA of Puccinia graminis f. sp. tritici CRL 75-36-700-3, 1672 nucleotides long. RefSeq lists its product as uncharacterized. The coding region runs from base 108 to 1403 and encodes 431 amino acids. The record is from RefSeq and is a predicted model, not a curated record. The transcript has 2 exons. NCBI's taxonomy places the organism in Eukaryota, Fungi, Basidiomycota, Pucciniomycetes, Pucciniales, Pucciniaceae.
GGGAACCGAGAUCUCUGCUGGAACGACCUAUGUAUCUCGACUCACUCCAGUCAACGUAUGACCGAGCCUGGGUUGAACGAACCGAUUGAGAAAGAAGACCAAGAAAGAUGGAGCCCGAGUCAUCCACGAUGGGCUUGAAUGCGCCCAAGCCCAAUCUGACCGAACAGCAACGGAUUGUACAGAAAGGAGAUCUGCUUGUCGAGAGGUUCUGGAGGAUUUCGGAGGACUACCACCCGGAUGAAUAUGACGAGAAACGCCCAGACCCCACCGCUAGUCAAGCUCUUCCAGACAUCGAGCAAGUCAACUUGAAAAAGCAAUCGAUGGAUCGUUUGCACUCGAUUCUCUUGCCAUUACUAGGACGCCAAAUCGUAGAUCUUUCGAAAUUGUCAGAUCCAAUCAAGAUACGCAGAGAACCAGACGCGACUUUUGAGCUGAUGUUCAAUAAACUAGCAGAACUUGAACCGACUUUGGAACAACUCCGAUCUGAGUAUUAUGUGCUCUUUCCAGAGAAGAUAGAUACCCCAUAUCCUUACGAUAACAACGACCAACACCUGGAAGAAUUCAAGACCUUCAGAGUUCGCAGCCUCGGCGACCGUCUAAUGGUCGAUGCGAUACUGAAUGCGAUAAGUGUGAUUGAUGAGUCACGUGAGCUCCUUGAACAGAUGAAUCUCUGCAUCAAGAGGCACAGACGCUAUAGAAAAAUCGACAUCGAUCGCUGCCGAAAAAACAUACUUGAAUCUACGGCUGACACCCUCGAAGGAAUCAAAACGACCAAAGGAUGGUUAAGAGGGUCUGAGUUCGAGCUUAUCCAGCAUCAUUGGCCGACACAGAUACGCGUUUUUGAUGACACUUUGGACACACUCUCGACCCUGAUCGAUCCACCAACCAACACCAACGAACCAAACCCAACAACCCAACCUGAACAGCCUGAGAGGAAUCAUCUCAGCGAACCAGUUCUACAGAUGGCUAGACUCUCAAGACCAAUCAUCAAGCUCACCCGGUUAUUCUUCCACAAAAUAUCAAGACGGGUCAUAAAUAUGAAACAGCUUCCGGUUAGCGUUGGAAUGUCUUCAUUCGUGUUGAAAGAUUUGAGUGAUUCAGCCGACGAAGCUGGGAGAAUUUUUCAAAGACUUGUAAAGUUAUUAAGGGAGGUGGAUAAUAACGAGCAUGAAGACGAUGAGGCUAUUAGCAGCCCGUUCACUAAGAUAAGCAGCAUACUAGAAUGUUCUUUUGAAACCUAUCUAUUUUAUGUCUUACUGUAUCUGGUGCCUCGGUUGCCAGAAACUGGUAGUUUUCCCACUCAAGAUUCGUUCAACGAUUGGUGUAUUACUUGGCAUAAUCUCUUCUGCUUAGCUAUUGAAAACUUUGAGGACGCUGCAUCAAUGUUAGACAAUCCACACUAGCUUCUAUACUUCUUCUUCUCCUUGAGCAGAUGAAUUUUGCCUGCAAGAAAACAAGACAGACUGCUAACAAUAACAAAUCAAGAGCUAGCUCUGGCAAGCGUCGGUUGCACCUGGGGCCUACGAUUGCUCGCGAUGAGAGCACACUCUGAAUAAUGCACACUGCUUCAGCUUGAUUGCGUCAACGGCCGAUCAAGGACGACUUCCUCGGAGGGGGCUUGAGCUUGCGAGCCGGCCCCUUCCCGCGAGACCCUCCGGUCGGCAGGCAGGCC